AUGGGCUCUAUCGUAGAUACCGUCACCUCCGGUCCAGCUUUGGACUUGACGGUUCUGGGCAUGAACAGCGGAACAUCUAUGGAUGGUGUAGACUGUGUUCUAUGUCGAUUUAGACAGAACGACCCAACGCAGCCCGUCAGCUUAGAGCUGCUGAAAUAUGGAGAGACGCCGCUCAACCCGGAAAUUAAGAAGAGGGUGAUGAAUAUGAUUCUUCACAACUCUACUUCACCAGAGGAAAUCGCAGAGAUUAAUGUUAUUCUUGGAGAGACGUUUGCAAAAGCUGCGUUGGAAUUCAUCAAAACGAAUAAUAUUGAUAAGUCUUCAAUAGACAUUAUCGGUUCUCACGGCCAAACAAUUUGGCAUAUCCCUCAUCCAAAGAACCAAGUCCGGACGACGCUCAGCAUGGGUGAAGGAGCGGUCAUUGCGGCUCGUACAGGAAUUACUACAGUGACUGAUUUCCGUGUCAGUGAGGUUGCUGUUGGUCGACAGGGAGCUCCGCUUGUUGCUUUCUUCGACGCAUUGCUGCUGCACCAUCCUACCAAGCUGAGAGCCUGUCAGAAUAUCGGGGGCAUAGCCAACGUGUGCUUCAUUCCUCCAGAUACCAACGGCGCUUUGGAUGACGGAUUCUUUGACUUUGAUACCGGCCCUGGAAACGUCUACAUUGAUGCCGCCGUUCGCCAUUACACUGGUGGCGAGCGAGAAUACGAUAAGGAUGGCGAAAUGGGCAAGCGAGGAAAAGUGGAUGAGGAGAUUGUGGACGAGUUCAUUUCUUCUCACCCGUACUUCCAGAGAUCCAUUCCCAAGACAACGGGCCGCGAAGAUUUCCGUGAUACGUUGGCACUAGAAUUAAUUUCUAAAGCUGAAGCAAAGGGUCUUUCGCCAGACGACGUGGUUGCGACCAUUACGAGAAUUACAGCCCAGUCCAUAGUGGACCACUACAGAUGCUUCGCGCCGUCACAGGAUAUUGACGAGAUAUUCCUCUGCGGUGGCGGUGCUUAUAACCCAAACAUUGUGGACUUUAUCCAAAAAAGCUAUCCCACAACGAGGAUACACAUGCUUGAUGCGGCUGGGAUUCCGGCUGGUGCCAAGGAGGCCAUUACCUUUGCCUGGCAGGCAAUGGACGCAAUCGUGGGUCGACCUGUUCCAGUGCCAGAUCGGGUCGAAACAAGAAAAGAGCAGAUUCUUGGGAAGGUAUCUCCCGGAGAUAAUUAUCGGCAACUGAUGCAUACGGCGAUGCAGUUUGGGGCGGGGGCGAAGCUGGGGCCGGUGAGGGAUUUGAUCAAUAUUGUGGAUGGCGAAGUGAUGGACAACAAGUGGUGA
This is a messenger RNA of Trichoderma virens Gv29-8, 1320 nucleotides long. RefSeq lists its product as uncharacterized. The record is from RefSeq and is a predicted model, not a curated record. The coding region runs from base 1 to 1320 and encodes 439 amino acids. The transcript is spliced from 2 exons. Gene Ontology annotation, biological process: amino sugar metabolic process; peptidoglycan turnover. Gene Ontology annotation, molecular function: phosphotransferase activity, alcohol group as acceptor; ATP binding. Lineage: Eukaryota; Fungi; Ascomycota; Sordariomycetes; Hypocreales; Hypocreaceae.